AAACUUGCAGUGCACUCUUGACCCAAACGUCCUUUGUGUCUUGCUGCCAAUACGGGGGGAGCACCUGAGAAAUAUACCAUUGUAAGUGAAGAUUUUGGACUUUCAAGUUGUUGGAUGAAAGCUAAGACAGAGCUGCGCCAAGAUGUCUUUAGGCAGAGUUAAAAGGAAGGAGGCAUCAGCGAUCACACCCUGCCAGAAAUUCGAGGGACACACCGAUUGUGUCUAUGGCACCAUAAAUCUGCCAGGCGGACAACGGAUAAUGACUUGUUCAUGGGACGGCUCGCUGCGGGUAUGGAACUUGAAGAGUGGCAAACAAAUCGGAGACGAAUGGCGGGACGGAGAGAGUGAAGUGUUGACCAUAGCUUUGUCUCCGGACGGGAAGAAAGUGGUCAGCGGGAGUGAGGAUGGUGGAGUGAGGUUGUGGGACAUGGACACGGGCAAAGUAAUUGGGAGAUGGAUGGGGCAUACAGACAGAGUGAAUUCUGUUUGUUGGAGUCAAGAUGGUCAGCGAGUCUUGAGUGGAUGUACCGAUGGGACUGCAAGGCAAUGGGAUGUAGAAAACGGAGAGACGAUCCUAACACCAAUCAAGGCUGGGCACUCUUUGUUAGCAGUUGCCUACUCCCCAGACAUGACCUUGUUUGCGACUGGUGGAGCCGACCGCCCUUGGGAUGACACUGGAGAUAACAAAUCCGCGAUCAAAAUCUGGAAUGCCAAGACGGGCGAAAAGCUUGUCGCUACUCUUGAAGGACACACAGAUUGUGUGCGGUGCCUGGUUUGGACCCCGGAUGGAAAAACGCUUAUAUCCGGGUCAGACGAUUUCUCAGUCAGAACAUGGAAUACUACUUCAACUUGGAAGCAGAUCGCAGUGUUGGAAGGGCACACUUCCGGUGUCUUUUCCAUUGCAAUAUCUCCCAAUGGCCGCAUUCUUGCAAGCGCAUCGUACGACCACACAGCGCUAUUAUGGAACCUCGAUAACAACCAACCCAUCAGUUCGCCCCUCCAGCAUCCAUCUCACAUGUUUUCUGUGUUGUUUUCGGUAGAUGGGAAGCUACUAGCCACUGGCUGUGAAAACAAAAAUGCGUACACUUGGGACGUUUCUGCGAUUGUAAAAGAAGCUGGUCUCGACGAACUUCUGUUGGACCAGCGCGACAAGUCGGUCCUUGCUGUACGUGACACUUUUUUAUUAUAAUCAGCUCUCACUAUUUAUUUGGACAUGUAGGCUGAUGCUACACUACGUCCAAUCCGUCAGCCAAUCAUUAUCCCCCAGCGCCGGAUGCCCCAAGGGUUUUUUGACGACCUGCCAGAUCACGCUCACGUACAUCG
Messenger RNA from Suillus discolor, 1323 nucleotides. Its product is annotated as WD40-repeat-containing domain protein. The coding region runs from base 143 to 1189 and encodes 348 amino acids. The transcript has a single exon. The record is from RefSeq and is a predicted model, not a curated record. NCBI's taxonomy places the organism in Eukaryota, Fungi, Basidiomycota, Agaricomycetes, Boletales, Suillaceae. Gene Ontology annotation, molecular function: protein binding.